Choloepus didactylus (southern two-toed sloth) is the source of this 989-nucleotide messenger RNA. RefSeq names its product fibroblast growth factor binding protein 3 (gene FGFBP3). The transcript is spliced from 2 exons. The record is from RefSeq and is a predicted model, not a curated record. Gene Ontology annotation, biological process: cell-cell signaling. Gene Ontology annotation, molecular function: growth factor binding. Lineage: Eukaryota; Metazoa; Chordata; Mammalia; Pilosa; Megalonychidae. Bases 228 to 971 code for a protein of 247 amino acids.
AGGGGCAUAGUGGGGGAGGCCCCUCUGUCCCAUUGAUAAGUUCGUUCACAGGGAGCCGGCUAAAACAGACCAAACCCUCAAGCCGUCAUUCCCUCUACUCUAAAAAGGUUCCACCACCUCUCCCAGAACUCGGUCCGGGGAAUGUUCCUCACCUGGCCCUGCCUGGGCUGAAGCUCCAUGUGAUCUUAGAAAAGCCGAGAGGACCGCGUAGGCGAACAUCGCCGGCCAUGAGUCCUCCCAGGCUGCAAGCGUCGCUCUCACUGCUGCUGCUGCUGGGCGGCUGUCUCCUCGAGGCCGCCCGGAGGGACACAGGGGCGGCUAGAAGCGAGGUGGAGCCGGCCCCGGGCCCCGCGAGCAACUCCGGCCGCUUCUUCAGCCCAGAGAAGCACGAGUGCAGCUGGCAGCUCCUGCAGACGGUCCUCGGGGCCGCGGCAAGCAGCGAGCUGGCGCUCAGCUGCCAAGACCCGGACGGGGCGCGGUACCAGUGCGCCUACCGCGGAGAGCCGCAGCGCUGCGCCGCCUACGCGGCCCGUGGCUCCCACUACUGGAAGCAGGUGCUGAGCCGACUGCGCAAGAAGCUGCGGCCCUGCCACGAUCCCGCGCCACUCAAGGUCCGCCUUUGCGCCGGCAAGAAGGGUCACAGCGCUGAGCUGCGCCUGGUGCCCGGCGCGCCGCCGCCCACGGGCCCCACUGCCGUGGGCUUCCCUAGGAAGCCCAAGCCCCUGACCAGGGGCCGGGGACUGAUCCGGAAGCAUGCUUCCGGCUCAGCCGCACCGGCCCCGACUCCCCCGAGCGCAAGGUCCAAAGUGAAGCCCUCUGAGAAAACUAAAGGGAGCAAGAGGAAGGAGCUACUCUUGGGGACCAGGCCCGAUCCGGACGGCCUGGACGAGAACGCGGAACUAACGGAGACCUACUGCGCUGAGAAGUGGCACUCCCUUUGCAACUUCUUUGUCAAUUUCUGGAACGGCUGAGGCUGCCGGCCUGGGGAG